Molecule: messenger RNA, 849 nt
Organism: Penicillium oxalicum
Lineage: Eukaryota; Fungi; Ascomycota; Eurotiomycetes; Eurotiales; Aspergillaceae
Exons: 2
Coding region: 1-849 (282 amino acids)
Source: RefSeq, a predicted model, not a curated record
AUGACCUCGAAACCAGCCCUGCAUGUCUUGAAAAGACUGCCUGCGCAAGUCCACAUUCGCGCAAAUCCAUCACCGAGGAAUCUGGCGGAGAGCAAACAGAUCUUCGCCGCUCUCCAGCGCUACGGCGAGAUCAUCAGCUUUCGGAACCUGAAGUAUGACAUCUUCAACAACACCGAGCGAGAACGGCCUUUGCUCGCCAUCUUCGACUCGAACGAGGCGGCCGAGCGCGCCAUCGCCGCAUCCCCAUUAACUAUCGAUCUGCCUGCGACACCACUACUCCCUUCAUCAUCAGCAAAAACUUUGACACGAAAUCCCUACGCGACCUCAUCCACCACGCUCUUACCCCCAGAGACCUCCGAUCAACCCCCCUCGUCCAAACAUGAAUCACAUCCUCCCACAUCCUCAUCCUUAUCCUCGUCCUCGACUCCGACUGCCAAUCCUCUCUCAAUAACAUGCACUAUCGAACCAUCCCGCCACAACUACGAGCGCGCAACCCGCCGCAAUCCAUUCUACAGCACAUUCUCCACAGACAAGCACAGCCCAAUCUACCAGGACAUGCGUGGCGAAGAGACAGCCACCCCGCUGGCGGAACUUGCCGAUGUCCUGCAGCGCACAAAGAGCCCGACCUUUGCGACGCAGCGGUACGGAACGCGCGUGCAUGCGCAGCGUUUGGGCGCAGAUAGUCUAGUGCGAUUGUGGAAGAAGGGGGCGGCGGACCGGCAAGCGAAGGAAAGAUCGCAGAUCAGGGAGUGCAGUGCAGAUGGGACUUCUUCCACUGGCUCUGUCGCUGGGGUUGCUGUGGACGGGGAAAAGGCAGGAGAGAAGCCGGGCGUUUCGGAUCGCGGUUGA